Molecule: messenger RNA, 3565 nt
Organism: Hevea brasiliensis (rubber tree)
Lineage: Eukaryota; Viridiplantae; Streptophyta; Magnoliopsida; Malpighiales; Euphorbiaceae
Exons: 4
Coding region: 603-2915 (770 amino acids)
Source: RefSeq, a predicted model, not a curated record
GCUGGUUGAGAUGGGAGACCCAUGGAGGCCCAAAUGGCAGAGAAAAGAGGGGAAGAGCGGAAAGGACAAAGGCAUAAGGAGCACGAGCGAGUUAUCCGCGUGUGAAUCAGUGAGCCACUGCUCUUCUUCUCCUCACCCACUGGUCCGCUUCGUUUUUCUUUCUUUCCUGUUCAUCGUUUCUGUUUGCUGGGUCUUUCUCUUCCCUUACUUCCCCAAAUACCAUAACCAACCCCAUUCAUCCCUAUUACCAAACCACCACUCAGCCAUAUUACCAACCUUCACCGCCAUCGCCGACGCCGACACUGACGCCAAGUGUCUUAUAGUCUGAGAAGCUUCCAGAGAGCGAGAGAGGACAAUCAAUCAAAUUCAAACUGAGACAAAACCCCAGAAACGCAAAUGAAAAUGAAAAAUUCCCAAAUCUGAAUGGAAGCCCUUUUCCCUGCGUACAGAUCGUCCGCUCACGCUUGUUUUCGGUUCCUCCGCUUCUCUCUCUUUUUUGCUGGGGGCUGAAUUUAACCGUAGAGAUAUUGAAAGCGCGCUCCUGGGCGCGCGGGCGCCUGUUAACCAAUAUAUAUAUAUAGAGAGAGAGAGAGAGAGAGGCGAUGGGAAGUUCGGGAUCCGGUGCGGCUGAUUGUAGUGUAGGACCGAUCGUUUGGGUGAGAAGGAGGAACGGCUCGUGGUGGCCGGGGAAGAUAAUGGGCCCCGAAGAGCUGGCAGAGUGUAAUCUCUCUUCUCCCCGAACAGGGACUCCGGUCAAGCUCCUUGGAAGAGAAGACGCUAGUGUGGACUGGUACAAUUUAGAAAAAUCUAAGCGUGUGAAGGCAUUUCGAUGUGGUGAGUUUGAUGAUUGCAUUGAAAGGGCUGAAUCUGCCCAGGGCAUGCCAACAAAAAAAAGAGAGAAAUAUGCACGUCGAGAAGAUGCAAUUCUUCAUGCACUUGAGCUUGAAAAACAGCUGUUGAAAAAACAAGUAAAAUCAAGUGCAACUGCUGAUCACCAAAGAAGUAAAUUAUCUGGGUAUACAAAGAAGGAUCCUGGCAUUGCUUCAGAAGGUUUGACAAAUAAUAGUGGAAAAACUGGAAAUGCCAAAUUGAAUACAAGUAUUAAAGAUGAGAUUAUUGGCAAUCCUGUUAAAGCCAAGGAUGGAAGUCAGCCAAUCUCGGAAGAUGAUCAUUCUGAAGCAACACCACGGAUGAGAGGAUUGCAGGAUUUUGGGCUCAGAACUGCUCCUUUAAAGCGAAAGCUUCCAUCAUCUGGUGAUUCAGAUGGUUCUAUGAUACCUAUGGCUGAUAAUCACUUUCAAUUUCAUCCUGUUGGUUCCCCUAACAUGGAAAGAACAAAUUAUGCAAAUGGAGCUGAUGAGAUGGGAGCUAUUUCCCGGGCAAAGAGGAGUAGAUGUGUUUACUUUCCUGCUGAUUCUAGUGAUUCUUUGGAUGAUAAAGAACUUACUCCAAACCAGAUUAAGAUGUUGCCUCCCAAGUUUGAGGAUAAUGAUGACCAUCCUCAUCAUAGUUCCUUGAAUGAACAGAACUCUUCGUCUGGUUUUAUGGAAAAUGUUGAAUCUGACUCUUCUGAAACUGACUCUUCGCAGUCUGAGUCUGAUUCUUCUGAGACUGAACAUGAUGUAACUGAUGAGAUGACUGUUUUUCCAGGUACUGUUAUGCCUACAGUAGCUGAACGGAAUGCUAUGAGACAACCUGAGGUGCCAGGAGAACAUGGAAGUGCAAGCAGUGAGGAUCCUGAUGAAUUAGCAUUUUCUGGUGAAAUGUCUCAUCUUUAUCCUGAUUAUCCUUUUCUUGCUAACGAGGCGGUGUCCAAAUGGCAAUUGAAAGGAAAAAGGAAUAUUCGGCACCUUACAAAAAAGUCUCUAGAUAGAGAUGGAAAAGUUUUAAAUGGUCCUCUUCAUGGAACCUACCAUGGGAUAAAGGGUAGCACUUUGGGUCAAAGAGGAUAUGGUUUUGAUGAUGCUGAUUUGGGCAGAAAAUAUAUUGGGACCAAAAUGGCUGGGCAGUAUAAUGGUCGUUAUUCAUAUGCAUCCAGGUAUGCAUCCAAAGGUAGAAAUAAUUCUGGUCAUAAUAUUAUUGAUUGGAGGGACAUGGCUUGGGAGGAUCAUCCUGCUUUUAAAGGACAUUGGGAGGACAAGGCAGAACACUUCAAUUCAUCAUUUUUUGGCCGUCAUCAUUUUGGUGGAAGGGCGAGAUCCAUGUUGGUAGAUGUGGAUUUAAAGGUCCAAGCGAGCUAUCAAAAAGAACUUGUUCCUAUUGUUUCUCUUAUGAGCAAGUUAAAUGGGAAGGCAAUAGUAGGGCAUCCAAUCCAAAUUGAAGCCCUGGAAGAUGGUUCAUCAGAAACUCUUAUUUCUGCAAAUGAUUAUCAUGGCACUGAAGCAGUUGACCAUGAUGGAAAUACUUCACUUCCACCAGCUUGGAGGACUGCUCGAAGGACCAACUUCAGGGUCCCACGCCCGCAUUUAUCAUCUGUGUUGGGCGCUGAGGAUGCUGCUGAGGAUCCUCCAUUUAUAGAUCAAGGAGCAAGGUUGCCAUUUAGGAAGUUAAGUAUAGGGAGUUUCAGUCACAAGGCAAGCUUGGCACAGAAGGGACUUCCCCACAUUUCUCGGCCUUCACUGGAUAGGAAAUUCCCAAGAAAGCUGCCGAAGAAAGCAAGUUUAUCAUCUAACCAAAAAACAAGAACCCUAUCCUCAAUUUCUGUUCAACAGAGUUUCGGUAAGCCCUUACAUUAUACUAGUACUAGUCAAAUGGAUGGGCAUAUUAAACCUGAGACAUCUAGGCCAACCACAGUUGCUUGUAUACCUGUUAAAUUAGUUUUCAGUAGGUUACUUGAGAAGAUCAAUAGACCACCAUCAAAAGCAGCAUGUAAAGUGGUUAUGUCAAAUGGGGAUGCAGAGAGACAACCAUCAUAGUUAACGUGUACAUUGCUAUAUGGGCUCACUAAUACUGCAGGUGCAAUAAUUGUUGCUAAUUUCCUCCUGACAAAAGUAAUCUGCACCCAAAGCAACUAUACAUUGUUGGUGUUGCCAGGGUGAGGAUUCUGUUACCUUUUUAUUGAACAUUAAGUGAAGCAGGUAACCAUGGGUGAAACUAUAUACAGGGAAGAUGUUUGACAUAUGGUUGUUAUGAUGUUUAGUGUUGCUGAACAUUGGUGUGCAAGUUACAAGGAAAAGCUUUCAUUUAGGAAGAAAAGAAGGUAAUGACUUGUUAUUACAGACUGAAGCCGGUAGUUUGAGAUUCAGAUAGAUAUAUGUACAUUUUAUUUCCAUAGGAGUUAAUGUUUUCAGGUUUUCUUUUUAUUUUAAAAAAAAUAUAUAUAGAGAGAAAUCUGGUGCAGUGGGGAUCAAUGUAGACUUUCUUUUUGUAUUUAUAUUUUCAUUUGAUCGAUCAUUAGAUGGACUGAUGAGAGCUACGGCUUACUGCUUUAGCCAUUAUGCUGCUGUGAAAUAAGUACCCUGUGUAGCCAUGGACAAAUAUGCUAUGUGAUGCACAAAGUGCUAAGCUCCCCAAAAAAAAAAAAAAAAAUUACAUAUUAGAAAUGAAGAAUUUAAAUUGUAGGUUA